AUGGCUUUCACAGAACGCCGGAGAAGCCUUUCUCUGCCGUUUGCACCGCUGUUUGGCUUCCGGUCCGAGAGCCGGUCAAGAGACAAGUCAAGGGACAAGUCGAGGGACAAGUCGAGGGACAAGUCGAGGGACAAGUCGAGGGACAAGUCCAACGACAAGCCGAAUGACAAGCCGAAUGACAAGCCGAAUGACAAGCCGAAUGACAAAUCGAAUGACAAAUCGAAUGAAAGGACGCCUCGGCUGAGACGGAAGCUCCAGAAGGUGACCAACAAGUCGACGAGCGAGGCCGAUGCCAGCAAACCGACUGAUCGGCCGCCGUUGACACACGUCACCGACGGUUCUUUCCUGUCGAUCAAGUACGAAGCGAGGCAGCCGCAGCCGCAGCAGCAGCCGGCCUCAGCCCCGGUCACACGACCUGCAACCGGUUACGGAACCACCGUCAACAGCUCUUGCCCCGGCACGGCAAUGUCGCCCAGUCGUCAUGGUGCCGUCAGCGGCUCUCGUCCCGGCACAGCAACAUCGCCGAACCGUCAUAGCAUCGUCAUCAGCAGCAUCCAGCCUCAUCCACCCGUCAGCCUGUCUGCUGCCGAAAAGAAGACGCAAGCCGAGACACAGGCCCGCGUUAUGGUCAUGGUCGACGCCCAAGAACGGGCCCAGAGCAGGCCGGUGCCGGCACCUCUCGUUCUGCCUCAGUCGGUUCCCCGACACUACCCCCAGUUCCAUCGGCCGCAUCAUCACCAGCAGCCUAUUGCCCCGUUCUCCCGUCAAAACGACCCGGCCUAUUCCUUCUCUGCGCGCCACUCCAUGGCUGCAUCGAUCGUGUCACCGCUGGCACCACUCUCGCCCAUGUCUCCGCCACCACUGUCGCCGCCAUCCAUCCGGUCGUUCGCCACAUCCUACGGCAUGCCCUUGUCGCCGCCGCACUCGUCCUCGUCCUCCGUCAGCACUCCCCCGAGCAGCGCCUGCUCGUCCAACCACUUCCCUUCGCCGUACGCCGGCCGUGUCGUGCCCGAGCUGAGCCACCUGAGCCGCAACGGCACCCAAAAGCACUACCGAGGCGUCAGCGAGCCGGCGCCGCCGCCGAAAGCGCUCGACUCGCCGACGUCCACCGUGUCCACUGUGUCCAACGCGUCCAGCGCGUCCCUCUCGCAGCCUCGCCGCAAGCCCAAGACGCCCGUGUUUGUGAUUGGCCAGCUUGAAAGCGGCAGCAACGACAGCAGCGACAGCCAGGAGCAGAAAGAGCAAAAAGAGCAAAAAGAGCCUCAGAACCUUUCACAGGAGUGCAGCGCCGCCCUCGGCAUCCAGACCCCCCCCGAAUCGCCCCAGGUACUGGCGGCCACGACAACGGUGGCGGCAGAGCUCUCGCUGCUGCAAUCACAGUCCAGCAUCGAGUGCAUCGCCGAACAGUAUCGCGCGCUGCUGGCGUCGCGCAACUCCAUGUUCACAGACGCCCACUCGGUGCUUGAGCCGGAGACGGACGACGAGGCCGACAAACCAAUAGUACGACAGCAUGGCCGCUUGGUGCCCGAGCAGCGCCGGUUUAUGCUGUCGCCCGCGUCGCAGAGGAAGAGGGAUACGGCCGAGUCGGUGUCGACGACAUCGCCACUUCCAUCGCCCAUGUUUCCACGAAUCGCACUGACUACACCAGCUGCACCUCCCAACUUUAGCAAGCACGUCAGCAACGGCAGCAACGUCCAAAUCGUCCAUAACGCCAAGAGCAGAGCGCCCGUGCGUCCGUCCACGCCGCCGCCACAGGCCGACGGCCUGAGCCUGCAGAUCUGCCUGGAUCUGCUGACGCGUGAGCUCUCGUCGGCGGUGGUGGAUCGUCACGUGAUGUCGGCUGGCCUGCACGGCGCGUCCACCAUCGGCUCGACCGCUGCCCCGGCUCUGCAGAUCCUGGUCAUGAUCGAGGCGUACGAGCGGCUGCGGGAUCAGCUGGUCGACGAGGCACGGCGCAAGCGCAACGGCAGCAGCGGCCAGAUCGAGGCCAUGUUCAGCCUCUGGCUGCAGGCGCUGUACAAGAUCCACGACGAGCUGACGUCGGUGUCGACUGGCAAGCGGCGCGAUGAGGACGGCCAGAUGAGCGAGAGCGCAUACGAUUCGGCCGAGGAACAGCGAUGA
Molecule: messenger RNA, 2121 nt
Organism: Grosmannia clavigera kw1407
Lineage: Eukaryota; Fungi; Ascomycota; Sordariomycetes; Ophiostomatales; Ophiostomataceae
Exons: 1
Coding region: 1-2121 (706 amino acids)
Source: RefSeq, a predicted model, not a curated record